This is a messenger RNA of Pocillopora verrucosa, 1637 nucleotides long. RefSeq lists its product as uncharacterized. Gene Ontology annotation, molecular function: GTP binding. Lineage: Eukaryota; Metazoa; Cnidaria; Anthozoa; Scleractinia; Pocilloporidae. The record is from RefSeq and is a predicted model, not a curated record.
GUUUAAACGAGCUCGAGGCGUCAGCUUUUCUAGCUCUUUGCGGUGGAUAGUACUAAAUUACCCCAUCUUCACGAAAGACCGAGCAUUUGCCUUGCCUUUCAAGAGUUUGUUAUCAAGAAUGGCACAGGAAGGGACCUCAGAGAAAAGUUCUGCGGAUGCCUCGACAACUGAAGUUGGUCAGAUUAUAUUUGGUGCAAAAAACUUGGAGUAUCAGAUCGAAGAAUUUGUCAGUUCCGGUGGCCAGACAAUUAAUAUCUUCCUGAGUGGCAAGACAGGAGUUGGCAAGUCUUAUUUGACAAAUGCGCUUAUUGGAGAAAACGUAGCAGCAGAAGGAUAUGACAUCGACCCACAAACUGAUAACGUAACUGCUUACGAGGUUGUCAAAAACGGCAUAAGUAUCACUGUGUUCGACACUCCGGGACUUGCAGACGCAACCGGCAAUGAUGAAGAAUAUCUGCGGAAAAUCAAGGAGAAAGUAACCCACCUCGACCUGUUUCUCUUCUGCACUGAGAUGACCAGUAGGAGAUUCCGCACCGACGACUUGGAGACGAUAAAGAAGCUUACAGAAACCUUGGGGGAGAAACUUUGGGAACAUGCUCUGGUGGUUUUAACCUUUGCCAACGAAGUCUCACUAUUGCCAGCCAAGAAGAAGGAUAACGUACCUGAAGUAACCUUUUUCAAUGACCGCUUUUUAGCUUUCAAGAAAGCGAUAAAGAAACAUUUGGUUGCUAUCGGAGUACCUGAGAUAACAGUGACUAAUGUGCCAUUUACGCCAGCCGGGGAGUUGGAUGAUCCUAGACUUCCAGAUAGAGAAGACUGGUUAACAGCAUUUUGGAUCGCAGCUUUCAAACGUAUCAACAGGAACGCAAAAGCUGCUUUCCUGAUGGCAAAUGUCGACCGUAUUUCAUUUUCUUCCACCUUUGGUGAGGGAAACGAAGAAAACAAAGUAAGAAAAGAUGGCAAAGUUGUCAAUCUUGGCCAGUCCAGUAACGUAUCCAUGGAAGAAAGUAAUGCAAUGAAAGAAUUCAGAGCGAAAUUGAAAAAGAACGACUUUGACAAAAGAUUGAGCCGCUGUUUGGAGAAAACUGAGACGUUUGAUGGACCUGAAGAGGAGUGCCCCACAUCAGCUGGCCAAGAUGCAAAGGUGUCAGGUCCCUCCAUCAAUGUGGAUGAAACUUACUCUGAAGAACUCAUUAAGGAGAUGUUGGGCGAUGUACCAGUGCAGUUAGUCGAUGAGCUGGCCGGUGAUAACUUUGAUAGAAAGUACCAAACAUUGUUCGACCGACUAACAAAGUACUUUAAGAAGUCUUACCCAACUUCCUGACCCAUUUUAACUUUAAAGGCUUGAUCAGAAGGCGUGUAGAAAUGAUUAGGUGGUGACCUAGAGGAUGAAAAAGAAAAACUGUGUGCCAUUAAAAAUAUCAACUAGUUAGACUAUGAAGGUAUAAUCUAUUAACGAGAAUGAACUCUGUAUACUUAAAAGGUUCAUGCUGCGAUUCUGAAAUCAAACGUGCUGUAGGAUAAAGGUUCAGAUAGAUUGCAUGUUGUAUGUAAGCUCGCUAGAGGUCCAAGCGAUUUUUUGUUUCAAGGUAAGACGUGUUUCAAGCAUCUGCAUAUAAAGUUGUUAAGUACAAUAA